Morus notabilis is the source of this 834-nucleotide messenger RNA. RefSeq lists its product as uncharacterized. Lineage: Eukaryota; Viridiplantae; Streptophyta; Magnoliopsida; Rosales; Moraceae. The record is from RefSeq and is a predicted model, not a curated record. The coding region runs from base 1 to 834 and encodes 277 amino acids. Gene Ontology annotation, biological process: root development; shoot system development. The transcript has a single exon.
AUGGCAGCUUAUCACGCUCGCUCGAACAGCUUUCCCUCUAGGCAACACCCUCUCAUUCCCGAAUUUGACGAGCAGUUGUGCAGAUUGAGGUCCUCUGAAGCGGCCUCAUCUUCAUCAGCUUCGCUAAGCGGAAAACUUAGCGGACUUCAAGAUCUGCAUGAUUGUGUUGACAAGUUGCUUCUAUUACCACUUAACCAACAAGCCCUGUCCAAUCAGAAAAAUGAGAAAUGGGUCGAUGAGCUUUUGGAUGGAUCUCUUAGACUCUUGGAUAUGUGCAACACAGCCAAGGAUGCCUUGCAGCAAACUAAAGAAUCCACACAAGAACUUCAAUCAAUUAUUCGCAGAAGACGCGGCGGUGAAUCGAGCCUAUCAAGUGAGCUCAAGAAAUUCUUGAACUCCAGGAAAGCAGUGAAGAAGGCACUCCACAAGGCCAUGGAAAGCAAAUGCGCCUUCAGUCUUCUUAACAGGGAUCAAGAAGUUGUUAGCAUGUUAAGAGAGGUUCAAUCAAUUACUCUCUCGGUUUUUGAAUCAAUGUUUUUCUUCAUCUCGGGGCCAAAGUCAAGCAGCUGGUCAUUGGUUUCCAAGUUGAUGAACUCCAAAACAGUGUCUUGUGAGAAGGUCAACGAAUCAAACGAAUUUGCAAGCGCCGAUGCUGCGUUGAACUUGUUGAUCAGCCACAAGAUGAAGAAUUCAGACAGCACGGUUGAAGAGAAUGCACAAAAACAGCUUCAAGAAUUGGAGAUGUGCAUUCAAGAUCUUGAAGAAGGAGUUGAGAGCCUUUAUAGGCGUUUGAUUAAAAUCAGAGUUUCUCUGCUCAACAACCUUAACCACUAG